UAUGCUUUCGUUUUCUUAAUACAAGGCAUAGUAUUAAACUACCAAGUUUUGAAUCUCAUUAUGGUUCUGUGCUUUUGAAAUAAUCAGGUUAUCGGGUUUGAGCUGAGAAUCAUGAGGUUUAAAAGGGGAAGCAAAGUGGAGGUAAUAAAUACGAAGAAAUUGGUUACGAAUCAGGAAAUUGGUCAAGUUUUGGAGGUAUUUGAUGAAUCUUCUUGGAAGACUGCUACAAUUGUGAAGGUUCUAGAUAGAGAUUACUAUUUGGUACAACAGACUGGAUGCUUGGAGGAGCUUUGUGUGCACAGAUCAAACACCAGAGUGGUACAAUGUUGGCAAGAUAAGGAACGGAACUUGAAAAGGAAGGGAUCUGGAUUGUGUAGGAGACCUGACCAACUAUCAGCUUUAAAACCUUCUAAAAAGGUGAGCAAGGUCCUGUCUUUUAGCGCAAGGAAUAGAUCUCUUGUUGCGGAUGAUCAUUUAGCUUCUCAGGAGUGUACUGAGUUGCGGAAGUCUCAUAUUAGCUCUUCGUUAUUGCUAAAUAGGGUAUCCCAAGUUGCCCUGUCUAAAAAUGAAACCUUUAGAAACAUUCAGGAUUUAGAGGCAACUGAGAGAGCUUUUAAGAGACGGAGAGUAGUGCCAGCUGUCUUAAAGGGACAAGUCAAUGUUAGUGCCAAGUGCAAAGAGAAUAUAAUGGGUGAGAAGUAUGUAUCUGAUGGAUAUUGUGCAUUGGAGCAAACCAAAAGAAGUGAUUCUCUUAGUGAUGCCUGUUCCGUUGGUAGUUGUAGUAUCAACGAUAAAUUUUCUAACUUAUCCCCAGAAGAAGUAUGCAGUGAUGUAGAGUCUUUUCAAGAUUCUGCAGAUAAGGAGGAAAUAGCAGCAGGUAUUCAUAGCUUGGAGUUACAUGCUUAUCGGUGCACUUUGGAGGCAUUGUAUGCGUCCGGUCCCUUAAGUUGGGACCAAGAAGCAUUGUUAACUAAUCUUCGAAUCUCGCUCCAUAUUUCAAAUGAUGAACAUUUAGCAGAGCUGAAGACUUUAAUUUCUGCUGGAACUGGGCAACAGUUGGAUGUAUACAUCCUUUGCCUCCAAAACUCAAAAGAUGAUGCUUGCGUUUGCAGCACCUCGACUCCUGCAACAACUGUCCCACAGAUAAGACAAUUCAUGGCUUUUGUUGUUAUUACUAUAAAGCUUCAUGAUUUGUUUUGUCUGGAUAACUUCGAUAUUGGCAUGUUUUUUGCUGAAAAGUAAAUCAAUUCAAAUCCAACUAUUUAAGGUCUUAUAAUAUGCUGUAUCUAUGCUUAUGGAUCCUCCGAUUGCAUAUUGUACUACUUUGAACCAGAAUAUGGUGGAAGACUGACUUCCUGUACAUACAGAGAAGAGUUAUAGGAUUUUCUUUUUUAUCAACGGAGCAGGAAAAGACAUUUACAUUUAAUUGGAGAAGUGGAAAUAAUAUAGUUAAAAAAAUCUCAAGGUGUUUGUAGAUGAAGUGUAAAUCAAAGGCACUCAAUAUGAAAAUGUGUAAUCAAAUUAUUGGGUUGUGUC
Lycium ferocissimum is the source of this 1536-nucleotide messenger RNA. RefSeq lists its product as uncharacterized. Gene Ontology annotation, biological process: defense response to fungus. NCBI's taxonomy places the organism in Eukaryota, Viridiplantae, Streptophyta, Magnoliopsida, Solanales, Solanaceae. Bases 112 to 1242 code for a protein of 376 amino acids. The transcript is spliced from 3 exons. Gene Ontology annotation, cellular component: nucleus. The record is from RefSeq and is a predicted model, not a curated record.